This is a messenger RNA of Camelina sativa (false flax), 695 nucleotides long. The record is from RefSeq and is a predicted model, not a curated record. NCBI's taxonomy places the organism in Eukaryota, Viridiplantae, Streptophyta, Magnoliopsida, Brassicales, Brassicaceae.
UGUAUUUCUCUUGUGUCUUGCAGUCCUGUACGAAGGUAGCGCUUGACUUUGUCUCACCUGAAAAUGUCGGCGAGUGUUUACGCUUGACAAAACAGUAUCGUCUACUUCCACCUAAUCAUUUUGCAAAAGAGGACAAGUUGGCGGUUAAGAAUAUGAUAGUCCAUGCAGUUGAUAAGUCUCUCAGGGACUUAAGUGGACAGGAGUCUCCAGAACCCAAAGAGAAAAACAAUUUUAAGCGAAGGAACAAGUCAAAGGGCAAAUGCAAAGCAGUUGUCAAGGCUCUGAAAGACGUACCUCCUAGUGAAAAAUGUUCUGAAGCCGAAGAGGAGAAAUUAAAGAUGAUAGUCAAUCCAAUCGAUAUGGCUCUCAAAGACUAUCCUCCAACUGAAAAGAAGUCUUUGGAAACCGAAGAGAAGAGAAAGCCAAAGAUAGUGAAGACAUACGUGCGGAGAAAAAAUCUGGGAAGUGAAGAAACACGUAGACAUUGGCUGAUUACAAACGGAGAAGAGUAGGAGUAAUUGUUAGUUGCAUCUCAAAACUCAUCCUUUUUGUUGUUGGUAGCUUAAAGCAAACACUAAGGCAGUAGUAAGAAGAUUCGUUGUCCGUAGUUAUAUCUAGUUUUGUCAUAAUUUGUAAUUCUCUCCUCAAUCAUCUUUGUGAAGUUAGUCAAGUCUGAGAAGUAGUUAACUUCACCC